Molecule: messenger RNA, 7274 nt
Organism: Stegodyphus dumicola
Lineage: Eukaryota; Metazoa; Arthropoda; Arachnida; Araneae; Eresidae
Product: partitioning defective 3 homolog
Biological process (GO): cell adhesion; establishment of centrosome localization; establishment or maintenance of epithelial cell apical/basal polarity
Cellular component (GO): cell cortex; adherens junction; apical junction complex
Molecular function (GO): phosphatidylinositol binding; protein binding
Source: RefSeq, a predicted model, not a curated record
GAUUUGGCAAAAAUAGAAAGCAUUGUCAAGAUAUAAAAGGUAAAAGUGAAGAAGAGCUUACUCAAGAUCCAGAUUAUGUGUUGCAACAGCAAAAUGCCACCGUUAAAGAACUGGAUAGGGUGUCAGAUAAUGCUAAAGAAAACGACUUGUUAAAAAGACAACUUCCACAGAUACCCAGAGAAAACGUUUCAGUAUCUAGUUUAGAUUCUUUACCUAAUCGGCAAGAAAGGAUGCAAAGUUUAAGAGAACAACAUCAAAGAAUGCAUCAGAAAAGACAAGGUCAAUAUCCUUUGGAACAGAAGGAGGAGUACUAUGAAAAUGAGCUUAAAGAAAAAGAGAGCAAAUACGUUCUUCCAUUUAAUGUUGUGCAUGGCAGAUCCCAUAGUCUUGAUACUCAUAAGGAUACUGCUCAUGGUUUACCUGUACCCAGUUUUCCUGGAGAUCCAAACAGAUAUAGUCAUUAUAUGAAUUAUAAAGAAAUUCAGCAGCAUAUAAACCAACGAGUGCAGCAUGAUAUGCGAAAUUCGUCUUCCAAGAAAAUUUCGAAAUCUGAACCAAAAACAACAACAAAUUCUGCUGUAGAAGGUCCAUCUAGCAAUUUUUUUGACUAUGAAAGCGUGCAUCAUCAUCAUCAGAGGCACACAACAAGCCAGUCUUCUGAUAUUAGUUCUAACUCACUUCCUCGUGGUGUGCAUACUUCAGAUCAUGCGUUAACACAUCAGGGCCCAAUGAACAAACCUUAUUUUGUGCAUGAGGCACAUGAUAAUGGAAAUUAUGGACGUAUGAAUGUUCAUCAUUUUUAUCCGAACACCAAAUUAUACUCGCAUAUUGUUCCAGGCUCUAAAGUUUGACUUCCAUGCAAGUUAUUAUAUUUUUCCAUUAUAAAACUGUAACAAAUAUAUAUAUAAACUAAAAAAAUCUGUUUAAAGCCGUCCAUGUUUUGCCAUUCAAUGCAUAAAUAUCUCAAGCUCUUGUACUUUAACAGUGUGUAAGUCCUUACCCUUAAUUUUUUGAAGUCAGGCAGCUCAAUAUAUAUGUGUUCUGUAUUAGUAAACAGGAACUAAUUUUCUGUUUCUGUGUUUAUAGAGCCUUUAAAUACCUUGUACAUUUUUUGUUUUAAUUAGUAAUGGGUUGCAUAUUUUGUUCAGAAUCUGUGAAAUGGCAGUUUCAUAAUUCGUUAUUUGCAUCCCUAUUUCUGUAUUUUUCAUAAAGAGAGGUUGUAAAUCUGGUUAUAAUAGUUCUUUAUAUUCUUCAAGUUUUUCUGAAUGUUAAGCGUUUUCUCAUAAUUUUUUAAUAUAUUGCAUCACUGCAUAUAAAAUACAGAGUCCCCAUGUUGUGAAUGAGAUAUGUUUCCAAGAGCUUUAUUAGGCAGAUUUGUUGAUAGCUCAGAUCCCUAAUGAGCAGAGCCUAUUAUGGUAAUAAUAAAAAAGUAUUAAUAAUUCUGUAAUUUUUCAUAUAUGGUAAUAAUAAUAUGAAAUGCUAUGAUGAUGAGAUUACCACCACACCAUACAGGUGUUUUAAUGUUUUUUCUUUUAAUUCAAAUGAACAAAGUAACGAAAAGAUCAUAUAUAAUGUAAUAAGAAAUAAAUUGAUUAAAUCUCAUGCAUUGUUAAUUUUCUUCAUGUUCGGAAGGGGCAUUUAGAGGUUGGGAUACCAGAUGAUUUAAUUUACUGCUGAAGUCUCUCAUCUUUUUUUUUUUUUUUUUUUUUUUUUUUAAAUUUCCUUCAAUAUUGGAGCAAAGUACAAAAACUGCAAACUAGUGUGACAUGAAGAUUCAUAAUAUGAUAUCUAUUUCUUGCUACAUACACUUAAAAAGGACUACUGGUUGUAAAGAGUAAAGGAGUAUCUGAAGUUGUAUCCUGAAGUAAAAGAAGAAAAGAAUAAAUAUGUGGAAGUCAUACACUAAUUUGUAAAUCAGGUCCUGCAACUUUUAUACUGUUCUAAGUUCCAAUAUUAUUUGUUUGUUUAAUUAUUUUAUCAUUGUAGAAAACUUAUUCAUACAAACCUGUUUUAAGUCAAAUGUUCUAUGAACAGGGGACUGCCUGUAUUUUAAAAGAAAGUUGAAGUGUUUCUUUCUUUCUUUAUCUUCCCUCCUCCCCGUAAACAGAAAAGCUUUAAAUAUGCAGGAAAAUGUCAGUUAAUUUUUUUUAAAAAUUCUUGUACUCCCUUGUAUAGUAGUUUUUUUAAAUGUGUUGAUCAAAUUUUUGGUUUUCCUCCAUAAGCACUCCAGAUUUAGAAAUUUAAAAUAAAACAUCAUUUUUUUUUUUUUUUUUUUUUAAAUAAAUAAUAGAGUAGCAAAGUGGAUUUUACUCUGUAUAAACAUUCCAAGUUUAGCAGAUAGUCUGUGAUACAUUCUAAACUGUAUUAUGUAACAACUUUUAUUUUUAAAAUAAUAUUUGACAAAUGACCAAAACUACUAAUUAUAUUAUUUUUGCCAUCUAUUCAGCAUAUUUAUCAGAAAUGGGUAAAAUACUUGAAUUUUCAACAUUUCUGCAGAUAAUUACUUUUUUAAUCAAAUAAUUGUUAUGGAAUAUUUAAAUGUAAAUGACCCCCUUUUCUAUGAAAUUCUUAAAAAUUGCUUUCUUUAUAAUAUGUUAUGAAAUGAUUUUGAAUGAAUCUGUACCAUGAGAUUUUAGUUUUAAAUAUUUAUUAAGUAUUCGAAAAUGUAUGAUAAUUAACUGAAGAGUUAACUGAUUAUUGCAUUAAAGUUAAUUGGGAAUAACCUUGUGUUGAGGUUAGCUUAAAUUUAAGCAGAUUCAACCUUGUAUUAAGUUUAGCUUAAAUUUCAAAGAGCAUAUUUACAGGAAAAUGCUUCCACAUAAAUAAUAAAUUUUAGAGUAUUAUUUCUUUUGUGUCUCAGUUACGUUUGCAAAUUUUCGUUUGGAGGUAUAUAACAUACUUUACAGCAUAUUUGUAUUUAAAUAUUAGAAAUGACUCUUUUAUAUCAGUAGGAUUGGUAAUAAAAUAUGAAUAUAGCCUUGAGCUAACAUGCAUGCUGGUCUAAGAUUACAUUCCAUUUAAUUUAAAGUUAAGUUUUAUGUAAUUUAAAAAUUGUUGUCCUUUUUCUCUUUUUAUGGUGAUGAAUUCUGUGGUUAGUUACAAUUCUGUACUGUAUUGUGUCUGUUUUCUUCCUAUGUUCUGCCUGUCUUUCUUUAUGAUACUGUUUAUUAAAAAAUCUGUGAUAUAAUUUUUUUAAAAGUGUUCUUGCAUACUUUUAUUUUUAAAAAAAUGUAAAUUCCACUUAAUUUAACUUUCAAUUUAAAAAAAUCGUGCAUAUUUUAGAAAAAAUGAAAUGCAUAAAUGAAAACUAAUUCGAUAUGUUUGAGGAGAAAAUUAUAUAUGUAAAAAAUAAUUACCAAUAACGAAAAUUGUGUCUUCAUAAAAUUUCUCAUUUUUUUAUUUAUAUUACAUUGUAAAAAUAUUCUUUAUCCUGUGUAAUUCAUAUGAUCUUCAAGUACCUUGAAAAAUGGCUUAAAUUUUUUUCAGCAUUUUAAAGUAGGAAUUUAUAAAUUGAAAGCUGAACUAUAUAUCUCCUCUUUUGUACACACAUAUAAAUACUUGUGUUUGAAAUCAAUUAAAACAAUUCAGGAUUUAUUUAUUGAUGUUCUGCAAAACAUUUAAACUUGUUUUCUGGACCUUUGGCAUGAGAUGCAAAAUUAUUGUAUGUGUAUCAUGAAAUUUUCGUGAUAUGGAAGUAAUUUUUUUAAUACAGUUUCAAUGCAUAUAUAUAUAUAUAUAUGGUUGAUUGAUUUGCUGUAAUUUAUUGAAUAUUCUAUUUGAAGACUUAAAAUGUGUAUUUUUUAGAUUAAAUUCAUAUGUGUAAUAUAAUAUUGGUGAGUUUAUCAAAAUUUAAACAUGUUACUGCAGUCAAAUUUUGUAUGCAAUCAUAUAAACAAGAUUUAUGUAUAAUUGUAUUAUAUAUUCCAAAUCUAAAUUACUGCAUUGAUUGUUCCCCAUCUUAUCUAUUUUAAUAUUUGUGAGUGAAUAAAAAUGAACAGGUUUAUGAUCUUUUAACUAGCAGCUGUGUAAUUAUGAUUUUUUGGAGCUGAAAUUGUCAUGUUACAUGAUAUUUGCAUUUCCUAUAACUGUUUUGCAUUCAGUUACAUUACACUAACAUGUAAUUAUAUCUGUACUUUUGAGCACAAACAAUUCUAAAUGGAUAUUUGCAGGAAGUAAAAUACUUUGUUAUAUUGAAACAAAUUAUUAUUGUUUCAAAUGAAAACAUAAGAGAAAGUAAGAUAAAGUGUUGGUUUGAAGUCAGAUUUUGAAAGUAAUGAAAUAUGAUGAUUCAUUUGAAGAAAAAAAGAUAAAUUUGUUGCAGUGAUUGCAGAGUAAAAGACAGGGAAACUUCUGUUCAUGAAUUUAACUUGUUUCUGAAUGAAUGCCAUUUGUAAACCAAAGCAAUUCCUUCCAUAGGAAUUGAUAUAAAAUGGAUUAAUUUGUUCCUGGACUACACAUAAUUGUUAAUUUAAAUUUUACAACAGUACAUUGUGCACAGCCUCAUAGCAUGAAAACAAUCAAAAUCAGUAAUUAUAAAUACAAUAUUAAACACAUAAAAUAGAUACAAAUUUAAUUUUAAAAUACUUGUACAGAGUGAACAGUUUAAACACAAAAUGAUGAGAAAGAUGUUUUGUUUGGAUGCAUAUUUCCCUCCUAUUAAAUCGUCAGAUAACUGUCUUUAGAGGCACAUCUUUAUCUACCUUUUGUCUCUUAGCAUCAGUCGACAGAGCUUGAUACCCAUUAGGCAUCUGUUCCACUCAAAAUUUUUCUAAUGUUAUUUGCUGAUGGUUUAAAAUGUAUCUUAAAUGAAAAAUGCUUAACCUGUAACAUGCUACUGCUUUAUCAGGGUAAUAUCAUUACCUGAAAACUUUCUAAUUUGCUUCAUUUUGCACAUAUUUCACAAAUCAAAGAAUCAGGAGCCUUUUUUAUUCUUCCUCUUCUUCUGAAAAUAUUUCUUUCAAGUUGCCUUUUGCUACUUCUGAGGCUGUAAAUGUUGCAUUUGAGCUCAUUUUUACGAUCUGUAAUAAUUUUGCAACUCUUCAUUGUUUAACUUCCUACAGUUACUUUAUAGUUAUGUAGUCACUAUAUCAUAGAUAAUGAAAGAAAUUCUUAAGUAUCAAAAUCCUCACUGUUUCUGUUUGCAAUCCAUUCUAGCCAUAAUUUUCCCCAGGUCAAAUUUGCAGUCUUUUGAGUCACAUCCUGCCAGGCUUUGUAAUGAGGGUUAAGUAGUGGCAAAUAUUGAUAUUUCAAGAAUCUCUAAGUGGCAUUCUUAUAUGGAAUUGAUUAACUCAAAACAUCUUUGAAAAUCAUAUGUUGCCAACUUGAGUGUUGACUCGUAAACUCGAGGCACCAUUCAUCAUUCAAGGUGUUUUUUUUAUUCAGAUAAUUUGUUCAUGAAGUGAGGUAUUUGUGACCUGAGGUUCUAUUUUUGAUUUAAGUAAGUUCAGUUCUAUUAAGGUUAUUAAAUUCUGAAAGAUAUACUGUUCAUGUUAAAUAAAUUGAAAUAUAAAUAAAUUAUAAAAAGUUUGAAUAAAGAAUGAACUAUGAAAUUAAUAAUUGAGAAAUUUAAUAUACAUCUGUUUGAGUUAUUAAUUAGAAACCCUGAUUAACAGCAUUCUUAUUCUGUAACAAAUUUGGAUUAGAUGAUGAGUUCUUAUAUUAAACUUGAAGAGCAUAAAUAUAGUGCCAUUCUUAACAUCUUUAUGUUUAGCUUUUUUUUUUUUUUUUUUAAAUCUUUAAAUUCAUAUUAGAUGAGUACUAUAAAUAGUGUUUAACCUAUCAUGUAUAUAUUUUUUGUUGCAAUUCUGGUAUUGUUCUAGAAAUAAUUCAGGACUUUUGCAAUAAUAAACAACCUUAUUCUGAAUUAAAAAUUUAGUUGCUUCCUGGAUACUUAUGCAUCAGUAACUGUUUCAUAUAUUCUUAAAUUAAAAUGUAAAUCUAUGUUAAUGAAAUGUCAGACCUAGGCACACAAAUAAUCUGGAAGGGAAUAGAAAUGAACAGCAGGAAAUGACAUGUAAGUAAAAUAUGAAGUACUUUAAAGUCAAAUGUACUUCUUCAGCGGUGGACCGGCCUCAUAAGAACAGAUAUCUGUGCUUAAGUGUGAACACAGAAGAAGCAUCCAGAAGUUUUCUAGCAUUUGCCAGAAAGUUUUCUAUGUUGAACUUGGUAUUUCAGUGUUUCCAUUGAUGCUUGUUUUGCUUGUCUAAUUUGCAUAUUUGUAGCUGAAAAAAAGGUGUUGUUUGACUUUUCAAACUAUGGUACUGUAUGUUCAUUAACUUGCACCAAUUCAUGUUGCAAAUUCUUGUACUUUUUUGGACAGUGACAUUAGAUUUAAAUCUUCAAUAUAAAUAUCUAAUUAUAAAAUAAUUUUUAAUUGUUUACUCUGUACGCACUGUUACUUAACCUUUUCUCAGGCCUUUUCUUUCUUCUCCCCUUUUGUUGUUGUUGUGUAUGUUAUUCAUUGAUAUAGUUUUUAUGCAUUUUGUAGUACAUACAAAGUGUAUUCAAAUAUGCAAUCCUUAAAAAAUAUUUCAUUUUGAAAUUUAACAAAAAGAAAUUUAGCAUAUUCUAUCCAGUAUAAGUUAUUAAUUUACAGAAAAUUAUAGAGCUUUUAUAGCCACUAAAUAGAAUAAAUUUUAAGUUGUAAAAUUGGAUGCUCAUUGCCAUCAUCAAUGUGAGAGUGUAAAAUGGGGUUUUUUCACACUUUUAAUAUAGCCAAUUCUUAGUAACCGUAAGUACAUAUACCCACUGCUUUAAAUUGUAGAUACUCAGCAAUAUAAUAUAGAAUAAUUUUUGUUAUAUGAGUAAAUGCAGAACAUUUCAUUCUCAUUUUAAACUGUUUCCUGUAGUUUUAUUAAUCAUAUAGUUUAUUAGACAGUAACUUCAAAGUACUCUUAGUAAUUAUACAUUGUGAAUUAUAUAUCAAUAAAAAUAUUGGAUGGUGAUUUUUUUUUUUUUUAAAAUAUGUGUGGGCCUUCUCUUAAUAACAUUACAGUUACAAGUAAGUAAAAAGUUAUAAUGUAAAACUAAUCAUACUUGCUGUUAAACAUGUGUGAAGCUACAAAACAUAUGUAUUUUAAGUGCCUCCAAAGAUAAUGUUUUAAAGUAUCUUAUUUUAAUGUAUUAUUACUUACAUGUGCAUGUCUGAGUGAAUGUUUUUAACCCUUAGAUCAAUAUUUGUAAAUAGUAAUAAUUGUAACUUUAUAUAGUUGUACUGAUUUUUUAUUUUUUACUGAAAAAUGUAUUUAUGUAAAUAAAAACAUUGUUUUAUUUUA